AUGUCCUUCACGGUGGUCGCGGUAUUAGCGAGUUUGUUUUUCACCUCACCGGCUUUUGGUCGGGUCCCGCUGGAACAAGCUGUAGCCCAUGGCAUCUUGCGGUACGGUAUCCCCCGGCUGUUGGAUCACGUAACGCUGCUAAUCGAGAGCUUCACCGAGAACCAGCAAACCCACAAGGCGCACUGGGAUCUGAUGGACGGGAUACUGAGAUUGUUGCGAGGACGAUUACCGAUCCAGUACUGGGUGGCCGUUGGAGGUCAACCGGCGGCUCACAAUCUUAUAAUGGUUGAUGGGAACAGUUCGUUCCAAAGGUUUGUCACGGGAUGGACGUUGAAGCGAUACGAUUUGGCCGGAUGCUAUUGGAUAGUGUUGGACGAUCGUUCUGCCAUCGAGGAUGCUGCUAGUUAUGUGUUGGGUACUUUGUGGGAUAUGAGGAUCGUUACGGGCUUUAUAUUUUUGGAAGACGAGAAGGGGGCAGUCGAACUUUUCAGCUAUCAGCCGUAUUCGGCAAGCCAUUGUGGGAUCGCGAAACCCCGGCAAGUGCACUGGGAGAAAGACGAUAUAUUCAGUGAUCGGUUGAGAGAAUUUCAUGGAUGUCCGUUGAAGUUUGGAACCUUCGACAAUCGUCCGUACAUUGAUCUGACAUGGGACUAUUUAGGCAGAUUAAGUUUGGAUGGUUUCGAGGGAUUGUUGGUGAACUUGAUCGCCAAGAAUUUGAACUUCACAAUAGACGUCGUAAUACCAUCCGAUAAUGCCAUGUGGGGUUAUUCAAGAGAGGAUGGUAGGAGUACCGGGCUGAUGAAGCUGCUGCAGGAUGAAACAGUCGACUUCUCGGCCUCCUCUAUCGGAUACACUAUUGAGAGGAGUAAGAUUUUAUCGACUGGAGUAACGCACUAUAACUCGUAUAUUGUGUUUGCCGUUCCAUCGGGACGAGCGUAUUCGUCGUUCGAGAAACUGUUUCUACCAUUUUUGUGGGACACAUGGUAUGCAAUUUUUGGCACACUUGUCAUUGCCAUCGGUAUUAUCGUGUUUAUGAACGCAAGGACGGACUUCGUUCGAGAUUUAAUUUACGGUACAGCAAUUCGAGCUCCGAUCAGCAAUUUAUUUAAUGUCCUGUUCGGUGGCCCCAUGGUUAGAUGUCCACAUUUGACCUUCGCUAGAACCUUAUUGGGUCUAUGGAUGUUGUAUUGCCUGGUGAUUCGAGCAGCGUAUCAGUGCUCUCUCUACAAAUACCUUCAAGUUCCUAAGAACUUCUCCGCUCCUCUGACCAUCGAUGCUAUGCUGGCUGCAGGUCUGUACUUCUACAUGCUGGAUCUUGCAGCUGAGUUCUUCUCCGACAAUCCGGAGGUUCUUGCUCGAACUCGUUUCGUAUCUCACGCCAACGGGGCCUUCGUGGAAACGAUCAACGCCGUCGGUCGGGACGAACUGGACGGUGCCAUGGUGUGUCUGUCUGAUCACAUCGGGUAUCACAACAAGUUCUAUCCACCGGAAGAGUUCGUCCACUGCUCGAAGGAAACCAUAUGCGGCUUUCCGAUGUCGAUUGCCUACCCAAAGCGAACCUUUCUGAAGGAAGCCUUCGAUCGGGAGAUUCAGCUGAUCGAUUCAUCGGGGCUGGUUGGGUUUUGGGCAUCGCAGCUGAUCGACAUGGAUUUCUACACGGAACGGAAGAGUAACGCAAUACAGCAAGCACUAACCGUGGACAAUUUGCUGGGAGCGUUUGAAAUUUUGCUGGCCAUGGAGGGUGUUGCGGUUUUGCUGUUCUUAGUCGAGUUGGCAACGAUCAGGUUAAGAUUCGUUCGGAAAAUCUUGGAUUGGGCUGAAAGUGACUAG
Molecule: messenger RNA, 1830 nt
Organism: Uranotaenia lowii
Lineage: Eukaryota; Metazoa; Arthropoda; Insecta; Diptera; Culicidae
Exons: 2
Coding region: 1-1830 (609 amino acids)
Cellular component (GO): membrane
Molecular function (GO): glutamate-gated receptor activity
Source: RefSeq, a predicted model, not a curated record